ACUGGUUCAUUUGUAAUCUUAAAGAAAGAUGCCCAGGGUGGUGAUCCCAAGAAACAUCCUUGCAUAUGGAGAAUUGAUGGAAAAGCUCUACUUCAAAAAUACGAAGCUUUUGAUGAAGAUGAUAAAGUUCGGCAUAAAAACACUUCAGUUUACACCGGAUGGUCUCCAUUAGAUAAGGAUUUAUAUGCUCCAAUUACAGUUGAUGUAGUUCGACACAAUAAUAAUAAUUUAACAGUGAGACUUAAUAUCCUGAAUGCCGACAGUGAUUAGAACAUAUAGUGCAGUUUUCAGUUAAAUUUAUACUUUGUUUUUAUAAAAGAUCUUUGAUAUAUUUUCCCUCAUUGAUAAAAUUGUCAGAUAUUUUAGAUAUGGUCAAUCAUAUUAUUUUAUACGGGAUUCAUACUCUUUAAAACUUAAAGGAAGACACAACAUAGAAGGUAUUAAUGUUUGCAAUAAAAUUUUAUUCCAUUGGGUUGAA
Molecule: messenger RNA, 478 nt
Organism: Sitophilus oryzae (rice weevil)
Lineage: Eukaryota; Metazoa; Arthropoda; Insecta; Coleoptera; Curculionidae
Exons: 2
Source: RefSeq, a predicted model, not a curated record